Messenger RNA from Cinara cedri, 3164 nucleotides. NCBI's taxonomy places the organism in Eukaryota, Metazoa, Arthropoda, Insecta, Hemiptera, Aphididae. The record is from the annotation of a GenBank genome assembly.
GAAUCAAAAAAACAAUCAGAGGAGCAUUUCAUUGGUUUUGAUUCCAAUGAUGAUAAUGUAACAAAACAAAUUGAAUUAAAAAUAAAACGUGAGUUCAUCUUGUAUAAUUUUUAUGCUACUAAUUUGUGUUUUUAGUUACAUAUAUAAAAUGUAUUUAUUUUACAAAAAAAGUUUUAAGGGCUCGAUUAGACGAAAUCAAUAAGAUCAAUGAAGAUAAUUCUGUCACAAAUACAGUUACAUGCCAAGGGAUUGAAUGUAAUACUGUUAUGAGAGAUGACAGGUUUUAUCCACAAUAUGUGUACGAAAUGAAUCAGGCACGAAAGCCUAGUAUGAUGGUUUGUGUUGUUCAGGAACCUAAAAGUUUAAGCGAGUGAGUAAAUAUUUAAUUUUUCUUUUCUUUUGGGGAAAUACAAUACUGACCAGGCACAAAGUGGCAUUAGUCAUUGGUAUUAUUCAUUAUGAAUGAAAGUAAGUUAAAAAUUUUUUUUAAUACUUUAAUUCAUUUGGUUGUGUUUGUUUUCACGUUUUUAACGAUUAAAAUCAAUACUGUUAAUUUCCUUUCAACUUCUAUUUUUAUUUACUUAUUAUUUCACUCAAGAUUCAAGACCGGUUUUGUUUGCUUGUUUAAACGUAGAUUACUUUAUAUGUGCCUGGUCGAGAAGAUAAAAUCACAAUAAAACGUUUUUUUCAUUUUAAAACGGGAAAUAAUUAUGAACUCAUUUAUUUUUUAUCAAUUUAUUACAGAACAUCCGAAUUUGACAAUUUACCUUCAGAAGUUAUUAGCAUGCAAUCAUUUUGUGAUAUGGGCACAUCAAUGAAGCUUGUUUUCUCAUAUUUACAAAUGAAAGAUCUUUUAAAUGUUGCCAAAGUGUGUUCUUAUUGGAAUUCGAUUGCAAUGGAUAAAUUUAUAGUAAGAAUCACAAUUGUAAUAGUUAUUCAUUGAGCUCAGAUUUGAAUAUCUUAAACAAAUUCAGUUAAGACCAAAAAAUAUAGAUAAAUUAAUUAAAAUUGUGUUGUUUUAAUGACAACAAAAUAAAACAUAAUAUCUAAAAUAAUGAUAAAUGUACAUGUUUUUUAAAUUGAAAAUGGCCUCUUUUUACUUAUGGUUAAGACAAAUUCGAGACUUAUUAUAAUGAAAAACUUAAUAGUAUAAAAUAAUAUGAACAUUUUAUAAAAUACUGUCAAUUAAAAAAUUUUUUGUAUGCAUAUUUAAAAAAAAAUAAUAUUAAUAAAAACCAAUUAACAAAAUCUGGAGUAAAUCAUUUUUCAUUAUAAGAACAGUGUGUAUUUGAUUACUUGUGUAGAACAGUGAAUAAAUAAUAAAAGUAACAAAUGUAUUUAAAUCUGCGCUGUAGAAUUCAAGUUGUUUUCUUAAAAUUUAAUCAUAAACUUAUUAUUUUAGUUUGAAUUGUUUAUUAUUUUUUUCUAGUGGCAAUAUGUUCGUUUAAAAAAUGCUACGGUUCUCGAUUGGGACAAAUUUAUACACACCAUUGAUAUGCAUCGUUCAAUUUCAUUGGACACGAGACGCAUGUUAUUACCUAAAGAUAUUAAUGAAUUUGAACUCUUUUGGUCAAAGUUUUCACUAGCGAUACCCAACGCAACACAACUAAGAGCUCUUGAAUUGUAUAGAUGUCCAGCCAGUGUGGUUGAAGAUGUCAUGUGUUCAUUACAUCAACUUGAAAAACUUAAUGCCACAUCAAUAAAGUAAUACAAAAAGUUUAAUCUUCUUAUACUUUACAUAAAUAUAGCUUGUUUUAAUUUAUUAUUUAUUAUUUCUUCAGAAAUCCGUAUGUAACAACAGACGAUGCAACAAUUGUAAACCAGUUUAUGUCUGUUAAUCUAGAUAAUAUGGGUAACAUGAGAAAUCUAACAGAAUUACAAAUAAAAGGUAUAACUGGAAUUGAAUUAGUAUCAAAAUCAAAAUAUACAUUUUCUCAUAUGUCAAAACUAAAAAUUUUAGUAAGUUAACAUCAUAGUUGUAUUUAAAAAAUAACUCAAUUAUAAUUAUAGUUUUAGAUGGAGAAGUUUAUAAAUUGUUUGUACCUAUGAAUUACUAACCGUUUUCAAAUAGAUUAAUUGUCAUUUACACAUACAUACAUGUACAUGUUAGUAUUUAAAUAAUUAUUAUACUUGUAUACCAUUUUUCUACAAACUGCCCCAUAAAGAUAUACUCAUUACAAUAACUCCCGAGAAAACAAAGAUAACCAAAUAUUGAUUUGUUUUUUUAUUGCUGACAAGGAUAUGGACUACAAAUAUUCAUAUAUUUAAUAAAUUUGCAUAUUUUGGUACUGUUUAUUGUUUUGUUUUCGAAAAAUUUGAAGAUAACCAUUUUAUAGAGUUUAUGGAGUUAAUUGGUUAUUUUCAUUAAAUUCGUAAUUAUAAAUUAAUUUUUUAAAAUUCAGAGGAAAAAAGUAUACGGUCAAUCAGAUACCGAUAUUAAAAAUAGCAUUUAGCAAUUGUGAUUAUAGCCUGCUACAGAACUAUAGGUAAUUUGAGAAAUAAUUAUUAUAAUUAUUAUUAUUAUUAGGGCCAGUAUUGACUGGUUUUUAAUUUUUCUGAACUAUAAAAAUGUAUGAAAAUCACGAUUUUAAUGAAAAAUAAUAAGUUAUAACGACCAACAUUUUCGGAAGAAUACAAACUUUAUUUUACAAUAAAAGUUAUUUAUUUUAAUUUUUUUCCAAAACAAACAAAUUAAAUUCAAAUUUACAUAUGUGUAAUAUAUAUUUGGAGUCAUUAUCCCUAUGAGUAUAUAUAUUAUAUAAAACAAAACAAAAUUUACUUGUUUUAAUUAAUUAUUAAUGUAUUUUUUUUUUUUUUUUUUUUAGUCAUUAACCUCCAUAAAAGCAUUCCCUAAAGAUAUUUUCAUGAAUUUGGGGACAGUUUCCUUCGACCUCGAAACUUUAGAGAUUGGAGAUUGUGAAUUCCUUCCUGAUGAUUUCCAUAGGUUUAUAAUAAAAUUAACUAAUUUAAGAUCAUUAAGAUUAGAAAAUUGUUGUGGUAGAUGGAAACGAAUUGUAAAAAGCACGUUUAAUGCUAUUAAAUCGUUGAAGAAUUUAAAGAUUUUGGAAUUGAUCAAUAUAGAUUAUAAUGAUAGUGUGCAACAGGAAUUAGCAAAAUGUCAUAACAUCAUAGAAUUACUAAUAAUUCCUAUGUAUAAAAGCUAA